Messenger RNA from Labeo rohita (rohu), 5698 nucleotides. RefSeq names its product transforming growth factor, beta receptor III (gene tgfbr3). NCBI's taxonomy places the organism in Eukaryota, Metazoa, Chordata, Actinopteri, Cypriniformes, Cyprinidae. The record is from RefSeq and is a predicted model, not a curated record. The transcript has 16 exons. The coding region runs from base 295 to 2838 and encodes 847 amino acids.
AAUACACACAGACACAGAGAAAGCGGGAGAGGUAUUUAAAACUUUUUGAGAUCUGUCACAGGCUUUGUCAACCCGAAAACCGUGGCGUUAGUCGCACGAUUAAUUACCGUACUGACAGAAGAUUUUGUUUUGGUCCUUCUUUUAUCAGCCGAAGGAAACGUUACGUGAACUCCCUAAGAAAGUUUUCUUCAGCAUUACUGAAGAUUCGCUGAACUAGUGGGGAGCGUUCAAGAAGACACCCUGCUGCUAUUUUUUCUGCCACGUCUGGCUUCAGGAAAGCGUUUUCUUCCAGCCAUGUGGCUAACGACACACAUACACCCCUCCGCCAUCCUGUUUUUGACCCUCAGCAGCUUGGCCUCUGCAGGCCCAUUGUCUCGGAGCCCUUGUGAACUUUUGCCAGUUGGGGUAGGUCACCCGGUUCAGGCCAUGCUAAAGAGUUUUACCGCCCUAUCAGGCUGUGCUAGCCGAGGAACCACCAGCCUCCCUCAGGAAGUGCAUAUAAUUAACCUACGAAAAAGCAAUGCGCAAGGAGACGGAGAGAAGCCAGCAGAGGUGGCGUUACAUCUGCGGCCCAUCCAGUCCCUGCCUGUGCAUCAGAAACCCCUGGUCUUCGUCCUGAACUCCCCCCAGCCCGUCCUCUGGAAGCUUCGGACAGAGAAACUGGCCUCAGGAGUCAAACGCAUCUUCCAUGUUGCAGAGGGAUCUGAAGUGCACUUUGAGGCAGGAAAUUUCUCUGAGUCGUGUGAGGUAAAGGUGGAAGAUCUUCCUCAUGGCAAUGAGCACCUGCUUUCUUGGGCCCAUCAACGCUACCGCGCGGUUACCUCUUUCAGCGAGCUCAAGAUGGCCCAUGAUGUCUACAUCAAGGUUGGAGAGGACCCCGUCUUCUCCGAGACCUGUAAGAUUGAUAACAAGUUUCUGUCUCUGAACUACCUGGCAAGCUACAUCCAGCCCCAGCCAUCUACAGGGUGUGUUCUCUCGGGUCCUGAUCAUGAACAGGAGGUUCACAUCGUUGAGCUCCAGGCACCAAACUCCAGCAGUGCAUUCCAGGUGGAUGUGAUUGUGGAUUUGAGGCCAUUGGAUGGUGACGCACCGCUCCAUCGUGACGUCGUGUUGCUUCUGAAAUGUGAGAAGUCAGUGAAUUGGGUAAUCAAAGCCCACAACGUCAUCGGCAAACUGGACAUUGUGACGUCAGAUACAGUCAGCCUGAGUGAAGAAACAGAAAGGCUGAUGCAGGUGUCAAAGACGGUGAAACAGAAGCUGCCCGCAGGUUCUCAGGCUCUCAUCCAGUGGGCAGAGGAAAAUGGAUUCAAACCUGUUACUUCCUACACCAGCACCCCUGUUGCUAACCACUUCAAACUGCGCCUCAGAGAACAAGAUCCAGGGAUCAUGGAUGAGGGAAUGUUUCCACCAGAGUUGUCCAUUCUCCGCAAAAUCAACCCACUUCCUAAGCCCAGCGCCCGGGAUUCCCCUGCACGGAACAGGUUCCCAUUCCCCUUCCUGCCAUCCACAGACCAGGGCCUGUCAUUCCCACCGCUGACCUCGUCUCUUGAGGAGCACAUCAAUCAGGAUGGGGCUCCCGAGGAGCAGCAGGGAGCUCCAAAUGUAGGAUUCAGUGUGCAGUGUGAAAAGAACAAAAUGGUUGUCAGCAUUGACAAGGAAACUCUACAGGCCAAUGGGUUUGGAAAACCCAAUAUCACUCUUCAGGACUCCCAGUGCAAAGCAACCUCAAACAACACCCACUAUAUACUGGAGACGCCCCUGUCUGGCUGCCAAACCACCAAAAUUCCCUCCCACCCCAGUCCAGUGGUCCUCUAUAUCAAUUCAAUUGUUAUUAGCCAAUCAGAACAGAAGGAUGGAAGCGGCUGGCCAAAUGAAUAUGAAGAUCUUGAGUCAGGAGAUGUUGUAAUGCCAGGAGAUUCAGAUGUGCCAGAAAGAAUUUUACCUGAAAGUGGACGUCAUGCAACACUCUUGUUCAACUGCACGUACCGCAAGAACCAGGACACCCCAGUUGACAGUGAUAUCGGAUCUCAAGAUUUUGUUGUAGACUCUCUAAAUAAUGUUACCUUCAACAUGGAACUGUAUAACAAUCCGUUCCAGUACCCCAGCACUCAGCAAUUCCACACCAUCACUGAGAAUCGGCCUGUCUAUGUGGAGAUUUCAGCCAAGAAAGCCGAUCCUAACCUCGGGUUCGUGAUCCAGACCUGCUUCGUAUCUUCAGACUCCAGUCCUGAUGUGGCGUCAGACUAUGUUGUCAUAGAGAACAUAUGUCCUAAGGAUGACUCUGUGCACUAUUACCCUCAGCGAGGCGAAUUCCCCAUCCCUCACAUUCAGAUGGACAAAAAACGCUUCAGUUUCACCUACAGAUCAAAGUUCAGUGUAUCAUUGCUCUUCCUGCACUGCGAAAUGUCCCUCUGCUCCAGACGAAAUGAGAAGGAAAUGAACCUGCCAGAGUGUAUGUUACCAGAUGAAGCCUGCACUUCCCUCAGUGUGGACAACAUCCUUCAAAUGAUGAUGAACACCAAGACCAUCACCAAGCCAAUGGUGGUCAUCUCCGACAACACACCUGUCACAGCUAACGUCCCUGUGGAGCCACCUAGUCCUCGACAUCCAGGCGUUAUAUAUGUCUUGGACACCCCAACUGUGGUGGGCAUCGCUUUUGCUGCUUUUGUGAUUGGAGCCCUUCUGACUGGUGCUCUAUGGUUCAUCUACUCACAUACAGGUGGCACAGGAGCGAUGCAACAGGUGCCAAAAUCCCAGCCGGUGUCUGAGAACAGCAGCGCGGCGCACAGCAUUGGCAGCACACAGAGCACGCCGUGUUCAAGCAGCAGUAAUGCAUAGAACAGCUGGACUGAUGAUCUUUCCACUGGCAUUAAGCUUUGUACAUUUGUGGAAGAAGAUGUGAUUUCGUAGCAUAACCUGAGGCCUUAUUAUUUUCAUAGUUUGGAACUGAAAUGUUUAAGCUGAAUAUACAACCAGAUGAAAAAAGCUACAUUUAGAGGUGAGGGAAAUAUUCAAAUCAAGAUCCCGGAGUUUUGAAAUGUUGUUUUUUUCUUGAACCCCAUAACAGAGUGUUGUUUUUGCCUUAUAUGGGUGAGAUCAGCGUGAAAAUAACAAAGGCUGUUUACACCAGUUCUUAUGGCAUGAAGGCCGUCUAGAGGAACAGUUAGUGCUCUGCGAGAUUACGCAAAGGCUCUGUCUUCACCUAAACAAAGAUCAGCGCCUUGCCGAAUCAACAUAUUUCAAAUCUGACAAGAGAAAUCUAAUGUAAAUAGGCCAAUAUCAAUAUCAAUAUCAUUAAGUCAAUAUUUGACUUUUAAAACCCACAUGCCACUCACUGAAAUCUACAUUCUACGGACGCCAAAAGUAAAUGGUGUAAAAAGCCUUUUUCAUAGGCAUUUCCAAUAUGUUUAGCACAGUUUUUUAGAAUAUUGUAAAAUAAUGUAUAUUCUGUGAAUACUGUAAGAAACACAUAGAGAUUUAAAGUGGAAAUACAUAAUACUACAUAAAAAGCUUUAACUGAAACCAAAUAUUUAUCAGAAGAUUCUACAUUUAGAAGAUAAUUUUAAAAUUUUAAAUGAAAUCAUAAAGGCAAAUAUGAAUGAUAUUACAGAUACAUGCACAAGCUCUUUCCCAUAAUUGGCCUUUUAAAAUAUAGUCACACAAUAAUAAGUAGUAGUAGAUUUUAGUUGUCUAGUCGUUUUUUCCACCCAAAACUUUGAGUUUCUGUACAGAUAAUUGCAGAUAAUAAGCAUUUUAUGAGUCAAAAAUGGACUUAUAGAUUUUAUAGAAUGUGAUUUUUAAAUGCUGGGCAUUUUUAUUCAACAUUAGUAUAAAAACGAAUGAUUUCAGCAAACAGCAGACUGUUACAUUUUGAUAUUUUGUCCUCAAAUUUAAAAUCAAAAUAAGCAUUUCGUCACCUUGGAGUUAUAAGAUUCUAUCUGUAUAUGUUUUUGUCAAAAUUGAGCUAUUCAUAUAUUUUUAUUCUGUGACAAUUUAUUUACAUUAUGUGGUGUUUGUAAGCUGUGUACAUUUUGGGCCUUUUUUUAGAAAACAAAAAGGGUUCUAUCUACAGUAUAGACUACUUGAAACUCAAUAUCUCAACACCGAUCAGAAUGCAGAUAGAACCUUAUAAUCCCAAGAUGGCGAUUUAUUGAGAAGGAUUCGAUGUCCCUAGUCACAAAAGAUGUACAUAAUCUAAUGCCAAAGAAUGGGCAUUUACUUCAUGUCUUUAAAUAUUACAGCAGCCCCUGCGUUGUGUAUGUUCAGGUACUAACUUACCACUAAAUUAAAAACAAAACCAGCAUUUUAAAACAUUUUGAACAUUAUUUCUGCUGUGUAUGUGAAGUUAACAAUUUGGGAUUUUGUGUAAAACAUGCAUACGGUUACACUUGUGAAGUGCAAGAAAAGUAUGAAUGCAAAGCCAGCGUAAUCCCACCGUCAAACCUUUACAUGAAUGUCGUAACAUUAUAAGUGCCUUAACUUUGAGUAUACGCAUUUUCAGAGAUAAAAUGAGGCAAGAAGGGAAGUACUGAUGUGAAAUCUGCCAAAUCUUGCAUCUAGUUGUUUGUUUUUAGUAUCUAAUGUUGCUUUUUUGUUUGUGAAUUGCUUGCUACAGACUGUACCUAUAGAAUGUACUUUAUUUCAAACCUUAAUUGCAUUGUAAACUUGUAUAAAUGUCUCCUGUAGAGGAAAGAGAGUAAGAAUCUAAACAUUUAUUUGUGUAUAAAGUAAAUAUAUUUUUCUAGAGAUACAUAUAUAUAUAUAUAUAUAUAUAUAUACAUAGAGCCACCCUAUAAUUCUAUCUGCAUACUGUGAAUUUUUGUGGGCAUACAUCAUUCUAUAUAAUGUUUUCUCUAAAUCUAAACAUAGUCCAUAAUGCUGAGGUGAGCUGCAUUCCUGCAGUCACUGACAUAAUCAUAUAAAAUAAGAUGUUUUAUUAUAGAUAUAUAUUUUUACGACUAUCUUUUAUAUGAGAACACUAUAGUAUUUGGAUUAUAAAAUAUAUUUUGAUGAUGCAAAUGUUUUAUCUCUCUUUUAAGCUCUUCACCAUUUAAGUAUCUGUUAAGUGUGUUCGUUCACACUGUAAACGCUAUGUAUCCAAGUUUGUGGGGUUUAAAUGGAUGAGUAUUUGCGUAAUCCUUGUAUUGUGUUAAUGUUUAAAAAAUGCUGUCAUGUUUAACAGAGUUUGAAUCUCUGAAAGGUCAUUUAAUGGCUGUAGAGGCCUUAUUGGAUUUAUCAAAAGGCCUUUUUCUCAUUCCAGUAAACGCUUUGUCUUGUGAUAAACUUUGUUUUAAAAUCUGUGUUUGACACAGUGGUUUUCCUGUUCGUUGAAUGAUGAAAUUGAUUGUGCUGUCUUUCUGGUUGUUAUCUACCUCAUUUGUGUGUCUAUGUGUGUAUAAAGUUUCAUUAGCUUGUCAUCAAGAAUAUUUUACUGUACAUAUUGUGUAAAGCUUGAUGUUACAUGAAAUAUAUCACAUCAAAUGUUUUAUCUUACAGAUUUGACACCAGUCACCAGACUUUGCAAACUUUAAAAUAUUCAGACUGUCUUGCUCUGAAACUACACACUAUUUGUGACGGUUUUUGUGUUUUGUUCCUCCAAUGGUAUGUGAAACAGUGUAGUGUUUGUAAAUACAACGUGCUGUAAAUAUGCAUGCUAUAUGUAUGCUUUGUAUAUACCAAAUAAAUUCUUGUAAUCUUU